This is a messenger RNA of Phycomyces blakesleeanus NRRL 1555(-), 399 nucleotides long. RefSeq lists its product as hypothetical. The transcript has 4 exons. The record is from RefSeq and is a predicted model, not a curated record. The coding region runs from base 1 to 399 and encodes 132 amino acids. Lineage: Eukaryota; Fungi; Mucoromycota; Mucoromycetes; Mucorales; Phycomycetaceae.
AUGGCUCCUAUUUGCAAACCAACUAUUAGAAAAGAGUGUCAAUGCUCUAUCUGUAAAAGCAAGAGACUAGGAUUCAAUCAUGUAUCUGUUAAAACAUUUAAAUGUCAUCAAGAAAAAGAUAAUCAUGAUAUUACACAUGUUCAAACGCCCCAUGAAGACAUAUGUGAUACAAUUAGUAGUACUGUUUCUGAGCCUGAAGAUAUUGAAAUGAAUUCUGAACUUAGAAGAGCUGUAAUUCUGAUUGUCAUAAUCAACAAGAUCCUGCAGUUUUUGUUUGACCCAUUCCGCCUUCCUGUGAGUGUUGCUGGCCUCAAACAUUUGGUCAGAUUUGAAGCAUUGAUAAGUGGUGUCAAUGUUGUGGUGGUUGAAGUUGAAGAAGUUUUUAAGAGGAAGAAUUGA